CAAAGUUUGUUGCAUUUCAAAAUCCAAAGAUCUUCUCUUUUAUCGCUUCUUAAUUUUGAAUUCCAAUUCCCCACUUUUCAAAUAUCAAUUUUCAUAAUAUCUUCAAAACCCACAAAACUCACUCACUCGCUUUCCCCUCUGUUCAUCAGAUUCCCCCAUUCCCACUCCCACAAUAUGGAUAGAACUAAAUCCUCUUCAAAAUCUCGCCCAUCCACCGCCGAUCUGCUCACCUGGUCUGAGGUUCCCCACCCUGAAUCUUCCCCCGCCCUCUCCGCUUCCGCCCCUCGCUCCCACCAGCCGUCCGAUAGAAUCAGUAAAGUGCUCCAAGGGGGUCAGCUCACGGAUGAAGAAGCCGAGAGCUUGAUGAAAAAGAAGAACUGUUCAGGGUAUAAAAUGAAGGAGAUGUCUGGAAGUGGAAUUUUUGCAUCUAAUGGUGAAGGGGAUGAAUCGGAACUUGAUAACAAAACAGGGCUUCGGAUGUAUCAGCAAGCCUUGAAUGGAGUUAGCCAAAUAUCCUUCGCUACUGAAGAGGGGUUAUCUCCUAAAAAGCCUACUUCAAUUCCAGAGGUGGCAAAGCAACGUGAGUUAAGUGGGACAUUGCAGAGUGAUCCUGAUGCCAGGAGUAAGAAGCAGAUAUCAGAUGCUAAGAACAAGGAGCUAAGUGGACACGACAUCUUUGGAGCUCCACCCGAAAUAACACCAAGAUCAUUGGCAGCUGCGCGGAGCUUGGAAUCGAAAGAAAGUAAAGAUAUGGGUGAACCAGCACCUAGAACCCUGAGAACUUCUGUUAAAGUUUCAAACCCUGCCGGAGGCCAGAGUAACAUCCUGUUUGGUGAAGAGCCAGUGAUGAAGACAGCUAAGAAGCUACACAACCAGAAGUUUCAAGAGUUGACUGGUAACGAUAUAUUUAAAGGAGAUGCUCCACCAGGAGCAUCGGAGAAAUCGCUGAGCUCGGCCAAGCUAAGGGAGAUGAGCGGAAACGACAUAUUUGCUGAUGGGAAGGCAGAAUCAAGGGACUACUUUGGGGGAGUUCGUAAACCUCCGGGUGGAGAAAGCACCAUUGCGUUGGUUUAAUUUUAGCUCCUAACUUGAUUUGAAUUGUCUGACAUUCAUGUCUGUUUCUACUUGAACUUUUAAUGUUAUUUCAGUGAUCACUUGCACUUAUAGCCAAUGAUGACAGACUUGGGGUAGUGUUUAUUGUGGUAUGUGCUCUUUUAAAAAUCCCUGAUUUUGAUCAUAGAAGCAAAUGCAAGCGUCGACUGAUUGUUGUAAAUUUCUUUCAACUAUUGAUUGCUUAAUGAACAAAAACCUUUUUUUUUUUAA
Molecule: messenger RNA, 1323 nt
Organism: Cucumis melo (muskmelon)
Lineage: Eukaryota; Viridiplantae; Streptophyta; Magnoliopsida; Cucurbitales; Cucurbitaceae
Exons: 5
Coding region: 175-1074 (299 amino acids)
Source: RefSeq, a predicted model, not a curated record